AUGCCCUCUGCAGUGCAGUGCUGUGCGCAUCCGACUCGGAAUCUUGUCAUUGAGGCUUGGGUUCAGGAAGUGCUUGAAGCCGGUCCAACACCAGCUUCUCAGUGGCAACCUAAGAUCGAUGCCGCGACGGCAAUCAACGAACCAUUCUCACGAAAGCGAAAGCGAAGUCAGCUUGUAGUCGAAAAUUCAGCCCAUCGAGGCCAAACAGACACCAUUCCUAUCCACAUCGGCAGCCGCAAUACCCCGCAAAGUGCAAAGAAACGUCGAGUUCCUCUCGGAUCCAUGGAUGCCAACAUGAAGCAAACACCCCGAACCCCUCGUGCAGCCAAUCUCAAGUCGACUUCGACGAAACCACCGACUGAUGUGGUCAUGAGAGACAGUAUAGAUUCAGAGUCGGAGGACGAGCUGGGUAGCACAGACUUCGCGUCACCAACUCCGCGAGGAGCUCGACACCGCGCUGCGGAACCUCAACUCGACCAAAACCUGCAUCUUCCGAACAGGAAUUUGAUUCUCACAGGUCCGCCAGGGUUCCCUUCGGCUUACGCCGCCAGUCUCACCCAGCGCAGCACUGAAGAAAGCUCUCGAAGUGCUAUCGACCCACCGCCGCGGUUCUCCUUACCAUCAAAGUCUGCCUCCGAGGCCUCCAGCCGACGCUCUCGAAGUCCAACCAAGGGCAUUAAAGGAAUGGCAGACCUUCUCUUUGCAGAAAAGCGUGUCCAGAUUGUGCCCAGGAUACCACAACAAGAUGUUCCCGAAGAUGUUAGAGGGCUAUGCGAGCGUCUCGUGGACAUCAGUGAUGGCUGCCAGGUUGUCCCCGAGUCCAUUAUCGACGAAGUGCGAAAGCGUAUCGAUCAGGUCAACCCUUUACAUAAACUCAGGCCCUACCACAUAAACACAGACGGCGCAAACACACAAACGAGGGAUUCGCUUCUCGGAGAACUCUGGACUCUCUCGAAAGUCGCCAGGGAGACAAUGGCUGCUAACGUUUACACAUACUCUGAAGCGCAUUGGAACGCGCGUAUUCACGCCCCAAUGCUCGAAGCUGGGAUCGAAAUUGAUGCAAUGCAAAAUGGGACGAUUGGAGAGGACGUCAGGUAUUUGGACGCCACAAAAGCCAGUAUAUCUAACGUGUAUGUGCCUCGACACACCGACGGUGACAGUUUGGCUGGAAAGAUGAUCGACUAUUGCAUCGUUCUCAACAGCCCCGACGUGCAAGAAGCAGCACGUGCUGCCCUGCUCGCCCAAGAGCCCCCCACCUCAUCUGCAGCAUCGAGCGCUUCUUCAGUGACCUCGCGAGGCAGCAGACGAAGCGCAAAGUCAACAACUGCUGUGGCAGAGGCUACGCAGUCCAUCAACCACACGGAAUACCCACCAUUACGAUUGAGUCCCAUCGCCGUCAGCAUCGAGACUAAGCAGCCCGAAGGCUCCGACGAUCAAGCCAAGGCACAACUCUCCGUCUGGGUGGCGUCUCAUUUCCUCCGUCUCCACAAGCUGGCCCGGAGUCCUUUGCCAAUAGGCCUGACACUACCUCUCCUGCAUGUUUCGGGCCGUGUUUGGCACGUCUACCUGGCAAUUGAGAGACCGGAUCGCAUUGAUCUUUUUGAAUGGGUUACGGUGGAAGGGACAGAGACCCUUAUCGGAUGCUACAAAGUGUUGUCAUUGCUCCGGGCCUUGCGGGCUUGGGCUGUCGACUGCUUUCAGCCGAAGUUCCUCGACCUCCUCAGGUCUGUUACGCUGGCUUGA
Colletotrichum truncatum is the source of this 1743-nucleotide messenger RNA. RefSeq lists its product as uncharacterized. NCBI's taxonomy places the organism in Eukaryota, Fungi, Ascomycota, Sordariomycetes, Glomerellales, Glomerellaceae. The record is from RefSeq and is a predicted model, not a curated record.